UUUCUGUCGGCAGACGGUGAAGUAAGUGACGUGUUUGGCCAGUGUGUUCGCAUUCGACUUGAAAACGCUUGACUUCCAAUCCGCACUGCGAGCCACGUCACCCAGUGGAAGCAAAGUUUUUUAAAGUGGCUUUUGAAAAAGAAAAAGAAAACUUUUAAAAGGAAAACUCCCACCGACUCAAACUGCAACGAGAAUAAUUUUGUAGCUGCAAAAUUGAAAAAGCGUGUUUUUUGCAGCCAAAUUUUACGCAUAGGUUCCAAUAUAUGGAGAUUUAGUUUUAGAUUUAGAAUUAGUUUUUUUUUUUUUUUUUUUUCUAGAAGCUGCACUAAAACUUUUUUUAAAAAACUCUGCAGCCGAAUACCGAGACAAGAUGAACCUCUUCAGACUCCUGGGUGAUGUCUCGCAUUUGCUGGCUAUGAUCAUUUUAUUCGCGAAAAUCUGGAGGUCGAAAUCCUGUGCAGGUAUCUCGGGUAAGAGCCAGAUUCUGUUCGCUGUGGUUUUCAGCACCCGAUACCUGGACCUCUUCACGUCCUUCAUAUCCAUUUACAACACAGUGAUGAAGGUUGUCUUUCUGUCUCUCGCCUACGCCACUCUGUACCUGAUCUACCUGCGCUUCCGCAGCUCCUACGACCAGGAGAACGACACUUUCCGCGUGGAGUUCCUGCUCAUUCCCGUGGUGGGCCUGUCCUUCCUGGAGAACUACGCCUUCACCCCCCUUGAGAUCCUGUGGACCUUCUCUAUCUACCUGGAGUCGGUGGCGAUCCUGCCGCAGCUCUUCAUGAUCUCGAAGACGGGCGAGGCCGAGUCCAUCACCACGCACUACCUCUUCUUCCUGGGCCUGUACCGCGCGCUCUACCUGGCCAACUGGAUCUGGCGCUACAACCAGGAGGGCUUCUUCGACCAGAUCGCUGUGGUGUCGGGGGCCGUGCAGACCAUCUUCUACUGUGACUUCUUCUACCUCUACUUCACCAAAGUGUUGAAAGGGAAGAAGAUGAGCCUGCCUAUGCCAGUGUGAGAAGCUGUCGCUCAGACCACGACACAAAGGGAACACGACACACUACGAACUCUUGUCUUUUUUUAUAUUUGAUGAGCUUUCAGUGUAUUUGUUUGUUUUAUAAAUGUCUGUGAUGCAAUUUCAGCGCUCAUGAAUGGUACUGGAUUGGCAGUUUGAGAGACUGACAUCUAAUAUUCAGCACAGAUGGCACUGCUAAACUUGCAUAAACGCACACACACACACACACACACACACAGGAGAUGGAAAUAAGUCUCCCCACUGCAUAGCAAUUUGAUCCAUUUCUGGUUUAAUAUUAAGACACCUGAGCUUGUUACCCAUACACACAGUGGCUAAUCAAGCUGGUAGUAAAACCUGGAAUGGGUGACACUGCUGUGCAAUAGGAGUCUUAUUUCCAUCCUUACAGACAUACACAUUCCUAUUACACACAUGCUUACAUCUGUGGCCCAUAUCUUGUGUCUUUGUAGAUGAGACUUAUGAAAAUGUUGGUCUUCCAGAUUAAGAGUAUAUUAUAUUUUAUACUGGAAUGGAAAUAAGACUCCUAUUGCACAGCAGUGUCACUCCUUCCAGGUUUUACUACCAGCUUAAUUAGCCCCCGUGUGUUUAGAUAGCAAGCUCAGGUGUCUUAUUAAGCUCUUACCAGUGAAACCAGGAAGAUAUGAAACUGGUAUGCAACAGGAGUCUGAUUUCCAUCCCUGUUAUAAUUGACGCAUUUCAAUUCUGAAUGUGUCAAAUAAUGUAUUUCUGCAACGAGGACUGAACAGAUUAGUAAAAUGUUGAUUUUUUUAAUGUGUUUAUUAUGUGUGCAAGAAAACAUUUUUACAAAAAGAAGAUACCCAAACCAAGAAAAAAAGAAAAUAAAUAUAACAUGAUUUUAGCAUUAUUGGAAA
Acipenser ruthenus (sterlet) is the source of this 1902-nucleotide messenger RNA. Its product is annotated as ER lumen protein-retaining receptor 3. The transcript has 5 exons. Gene Ontology annotation, molecular function: ER lumen protein retrieval receptor activity. NCBI's taxonomy places the organism in Eukaryota, Metazoa, Chordata, Actinopteri, Acipenseriformes, Acipenseridae. Gene Ontology annotation, cellular component: endoplasmic reticulum; membrane; cis-Golgi network. The record is from RefSeq and is a predicted model, not a curated record. Gene Ontology annotation, biological process: endoplasmic reticulum to Golgi vesicle-mediated transport; protein retention in ER lumen. Bases 371 to 1015 code for a protein of 214 amino acids.